AUGGCGUCUCUGCUUAUUAAUGCUUUAAAAAAAAUUCAUAUUUCUACUCCUCAAAUAAGAUCUAGUUUCUUUUCAUCAUCAGCUCCUCGGGAAGUAUGGAUCGAAAAUAUGGACACAGUAGAAGAGAAGAAAUUGGGACUUUUUGAAUUGCAUCCUUUAGUGUAUGCUGCAACACCUCGUAUUGAUAUAAUUCAACGCAAUGUAACUUGGCAAAGGAAGUUUCGGUGGGUUUCAUGGGCUCACACUAAAACUCGAGCGGAGGUUAGAGGUGGAGGCAAAAAGCCUUGGCCACAGAAAGGACUAGGAAGAGCGCGACAUGGUUCAAUUAGAUCACCUUUGUUUCGUGGCGGUGGUGUCGCACAUGGACCAAGAGCAGGAAAAACACACUUUUUCAUGUUACCAUUUCAUUUGCGGAUUCACGGCCUCACAUCUACAUUAUCUGCAAAGUUGGCUCAAGAUGACUUACAUGUUGUUAAAGAUUUAGAAUUACCUUCCGAUGAGCCAGAAUACUUAAUUGACCUUAUUGAGUCAAGAAAUUGGGGUCCAUCUGUACUUAUUGUUGAUGAUACUGAUUAUGCACCAAGAAAUUUAACAGUAGCAAGUGAUAGUUUACCACAUGUUAACAUUAUGCCAGUGUAUGGUCUCAAUGUUUAUUCAAUGUUGAAACAUGAUACACUCAUACUGACUCAGUCUGCCGCUGAAAAGAUUGAAGGAAGAAUACUUCACCUCUUGCAUUCUGAUACUAAAAAGCAACAGGCUGAAUUCAAACUUGAUCAAGUAUAA
This is a messenger RNA of Pieris macdunnoughi, 783 nucleotides long. The record is from the annotation of a GenBank genome assembly. NCBI's taxonomy places the organism in Eukaryota, Metazoa, Arthropoda, Insecta, Lepidoptera, Pieridae.